Messenger RNA from Arvicanthis niloticus (Nile rat), 852 nucleotides. The record is from RefSeq and is a predicted model, not a curated record. NCBI's taxonomy places the organism in Eukaryota, Metazoa, Chordata, Mammalia, Rodentia, Muridae.
GAGUGAGCCAGGCGGAGGCCUCCCUCUCUUUCUUUUCCACUCAGUUGCUACCUCUACACUCCCAGUUGUCCCCUCCCCCAGACAGGCCAGGACUCUCCCAACAAAACCAGGCCCAGAAGGAAAAGCAAGAGGAAAGCCAGUCGGCUGCAGGCUCUGCAGCACAACAUAGGGUCACAGCAGGCCCGCUGGUACCCCUUGGAUCUCCUGGGACAGCUGAGAGACCUGGCCACUGAGAAUACAGACCUCCGAGGGCACCAUGAACACAGACGGCUCCAGCCUCCUCAGCCCUCCAACCUUCCUUAUACCCUCUGCCACUUCUGGGACUUACACCCAUGCUGCCGACCCUGUACCGAUCCUCGUCGCCCUGGCCUGCAUUUUUCUACUGCUGGCCUCUUGCCUGCUGUUCAUGAUGUUGUGCAAGCCAACUGCCCUGGACCCUGGCCGCCAAGGGGCCCGGGAAUGCAUGCCACAUCACCCAGUGAGCCCCAGUGAACCCAGGCUCCGGCUCUGGAAGCGCCUGGGCUCGCUGCGACGAUCUCUGCACAGCUUCCGACGAGGCAGGCCUGCUAUCCAGCAGUGUCCUCUGCCGGGCCUUGAUGACCACCGAGGUGACUGGACUGAAGCCACCAAGAUGUGACACAGUGCCCAUCCACACACAGGCUCACCCAAGACCAUCUUGCCUCUGAUGGAACCUGGCAUCAGAGGACAUAGGACACUGGUACGGAUACUCUGGACCCCUAAAGCACCCCAAUAUUUCCUUGUGUAUCUAGUCUAUGUCCUUUCCCAGAAGACUCUGAAGGCCCCUGAUUCUGCUUGUUAAUAGACCUUUGGAUCAAAAGAUGAAUACCCAAA